AUGGCUAGUAGAGGUAGAGGUAGAGGAGCUAGGAACACCGAGGAUCCUAUGGAGCGCAUAGCUCAAAUGCUGGAGGCCUUGGUGCAUAACCAAGGUGGAGAACCAGUGGAGUACAAAGGGUUAUCUACCUUCACUAGGCAUGAUCCUCCAAGAUUUGAGGGAGGGUUUAACCCUGAAGGAGCCCAGAGAUGGGUAGCUGAUGUAGGGAAGGUUUUCAACGCUAUGGGGUACCAUGAGGAGCACAAAGUCCCCUAUGCCACCUACUUGCUGUGUGGGGAGGCUAAAGAUUGGUGGAGGUUUGCUGGUCAAACCUUACCACAAGAAGAUGGCUAUAUACGGUGGGAAGUUUUCAGCACCAUCUUCUUGGGGAAUUACUUUCCCCGAGACUUGAAGAAGAAGAAAGCUAGGGAGUUCCUCGAACUGAGACAAGGGAGUAUGACUCAUGGAGAUGGAGAGGAAGACCUGUGUUCUCUGUUUGAGCAUGGGCUGAGGCCAGACAUUAGAGCUGCAGUCAGUGUAUUUCAGCUGACGGACUUACCCACCUUGGUGAGUAAGAGCAGAAUUUUUGAGGCCAACUCAGAAGGCAAGACCGUGGACACUAGAGGGAGUGGUCCAAGGAGGCAUGAUAGAAGACCCCCUAGAUUUUCGAAGGGACCAUAUUCAGGCUCAAGCAAGUCUCACUCUAGAGGAAGUUCAUCCCAAGAGAAGAGUAACAGUGGAGUGGUUCUGGUACUAGCUCUUUCAGAGGGCCGAUCAAAUGUUUUCGGUGUGAAGGGCCAUACAUGCUGA
This is a messenger RNA of Abrus precatorius (Indian licorice), 789 nucleotides long. RefSeq lists its product as uncharacterized. The coding region runs from base 1 to 789 and encodes 262 amino acids. Lineage: Eukaryota; Viridiplantae; Streptophyta; Magnoliopsida; Fabales; Fabaceae. The record is from RefSeq and is a predicted model, not a curated record. The transcript has 2 exons.